Ziziphus jujuba (common jujube) is the source of this 2982-nucleotide messenger RNA. Its product is annotated as disease resistance protein RPS2. The transcript has a single exon. Lineage: Eukaryota; Viridiplantae; Streptophyta; Magnoliopsida; Rosales; Rhamnaceae. The coding region runs from base 150 to 2873 and encodes 907 amino acids. The record is from RefSeq and is a predicted model, not a curated record. Gene Ontology annotation, molecular function: ADP binding; ATP hydrolysis activity; protein binding.
GGAAGUCAAUGCAAUUUGUCUUAUGCAUACAUAGAACUUCUUAAGCCAUUGUUAUCAUGAAUUGGUUUUAGCAUUCUUAAAGAUAGAGCCAAGCCUGUUAUUCCUUCAACUGCUACUGCGCUCAGAAGUGGUAGUCAAGCAUUUUCUUCAUGGAAGCUCUGGCUGGGAUUCUUCUGGGUCCUGUGUAUAAAGUGAUUUGUGUGACAUACAAUUUGAUUGCCAAACAAAUAAGUUACAUUGUGAAAGGGGAGCAAAGGAUCCAAACUCUCACAACUGCAUUAACUGAACUGAAGGAGAAGAAGGAAGAUGUUAAUAGACUGGUAGAAAGAGCCGAGAUGGAUGGAUUAACUUGCACAAGCCAAGUCAAAGGAUGGCUGCAAAGAGUAGAAGCCAUUGAGAAUGAAGCAAGUUCCAUCCUCCAAGGUUUCAGACACCAGAGAAGCCAAAACCCUGGAUGUAGAUGCUGCUGUGUAAACUGUCGCUCUAUAUGCAAGAAGAGCAAGAGGGCUUCCAAGGCGCUCAGGAAAAUUCGAGAGCUCAAGGAUGAAGGAAAUUUUAAUAAUGUUGUGAUAGACGUGUUGCCUUCUGAUGAAGCUGUUGUGGAGAUACCUAGCAGGCCGACUGUUGGGCUCGAAGCAAUGUUAGAGACAGUUGGUCGUUAUCUUGAAGAAGAUGAAGUUGGGAUCAUUGGGAUCUAUGGAAUGGGUGGUAUAGGGAAGACUACCCUCUUGAUGCGAAUAAAUAAUGGAUUUCUUAUCAGAACACACCAUUUUGACGUGGUGAUAUGGGUUUCGGUGUCCAAGGAUUUUAUUGCUGAAAAAAUUCAACAGGCAAUUGGCGAAAGGCUGGGAUUGAAUUGGGAGGCAGCUGAAAGACAAGAACAGCGAGCUUCUCGGAUAUACAGGGUUUUGAGGAGGAAAAAAUUCUUGCUGUUGCUGGAUGAUAUUUGGGAAGGACUUGAUUUUGAGAAGAUUGGAAUACCUUUUCCAGAUAAGCUAAACAAAUGCAAGGUGAUAUUUACCACAAGAUCCAAGGAUGUGUGCAGUGACAUGGAUGCUGAUUGCAAGUUAAAAGUAGAGUUUCUAGAAGAAAAAGGUUCAUGGCUGCUCUUUGCCAAUAAAGUUGGAGGCAAGGAAUUUUUGGAGUCAGAUUCAAUUAGACCUCAUGCUCAGAGAAUUGUCAAGAAAUGUGGAGGCCUACCACUUGCUUUGAUCACCGUAGGAAGGGCCAUGGCUAAUAAAGAGACAGAAGCAGAAUGGAGGAAUGCAAUAGAAGUGCUGAAUAAAUCUCCCUCAGAACUUCGAGGUAUGGAUGAUGUAUUCAAUCUCUUAAAAUUCAGUUAUGACAACUUAGAGAAUGAUGCAUUAAAAUCAUGCUUUUUGUAUUGUUCCCUAUUUCCCGAGGACUAUUCUAUAGAGAAAGAACAACUUGUAGAGUACUGGGUUGGGGAAGGAUUUCUAGACAGCUCCUAUCCUAGGGAUGUCCAUGACAGGGGACAUGAUGUAAUUGGGUCUCUGGAAAUUGCAUGCUUAUUGGAAACUGGUGAACAGAGAACCCAAGUAAAGAUGCAUGAUGUUGUUCGAAGUUUUGCGCUUUGGAUAGCAUCUGAUUAUGGCUCAGAGACUAGUAAGUUUUUAGUGCAGGCUAGUAUGGGGCUAGUUGAGGCACCCAGAGUUGAAGACUGGGAAAAAUCCGAGAGAGUAUCUUUGUUAGAUAAUGGUAUCACAAAAUUAUUACAGAUACCAAAAUGCCCUAUUCUGUCAACGUUGCUGCUCCAAUGGAACAGUGGUUUGAGCAGAAUAUCAAAUGGGUUCUUUCAGUUUAUGCCAAAACUAAGAGUCCUGGAUUUAUCAUUCACCAGUCUCAGAGAAAUCCCUGAAAGCAUCGAUAGACUAGUUGAGUUACACCAUCUUGAUCUGUCAGGUACCAAGUUAGUUACAUUGCCUAAAGAGCUAGGAAAUCUGGCAAAAUUGAAGCAUUUGGAUUUGCAACGCAUUCAUACCCUUAAAGUGAUUCCCCGCGAGGCUAUAUCUGGACUCUCACAACUACGAGUCUUGAAUCUUUAUUACAGUUAUAGCAGAUGGGAAGUUCGUAAUACUGGCAAUACUACUGAGACUCAUGAAGUUGGGUUUUCAGACUUGGAAUCAAUGAGGCAUCUAGCCACAUUCGGUAUCACAGUUUCGGAAUUAGCAACAUUGAAAAGGCUAAUUGAUUUUUCUAGUUUGCUACAAUGCAUUCAAUACCUAUACAUAAAAGAAUGUAAAGGCUUAUUUCAUUUGAAAUUACCAUCAAAUUCCAGCAACUUGAAAAGGCUUAGCAUUAACAACUGCGGCGAUUUGGAGUACCUGGAAAUCAGCCCAGCGUCCGGAAAGAAGUGGCUGAAGAGCCUGCAGAUUCUUUCCUUGCAUGGCCUUCCCAGCUUGACCACAGUUUGGAGGAAUCCUGUGACCGAGGAAUGCCUACAAAAUCUUUGUUAUGUAAAUAUUUGGCAUUGCGAUAACUUGAAGAAUGUUUCAUGGGUUUUGCAUCUUCCAAGACUGGAAGUAAUUUAUUUGUUUUAUUGCCAAGAAAUGGAAGAUGUAAUUAGCAUGAACGAUCCAGAAGAGGGAGAAUCAAAAGCAUUUCCAAGCCUUAGAACAUUAUCCAUCCGAGACCUUCCCAAAUUAAGGAGUAUUAGUUCCUGUCCACUGUCUUUUCCUUCCUUGGAAAGACUAGCUGUGAUUGAUUGUCCACAGCUGAAGAAGCUACCAAUCAAAGCAGAAACCAACUCAACCUUGCCAACAUUAUAUGGUACUAUAGAAUGGUGGGAUGGAUUGGAGUGGGAGGAAGAUAGUACCAAAUCUGCUUUUCUUCCUCACUUCAUGGUAACUUAGAUGAGAAUAAAAAUCUUUUUGUAAUUGUCUGUUAUUUACAUUUUGUUUUUGUUUUUUUUUUUUGGCUUUUCUCUUCUCUUAUGGAAAUUUGAAAUACUAUCUUUCCCCU